Molecule: messenger RNA, 795 nt
Organism: Hylaeus anthracinus
Lineage: Eukaryota; Metazoa; Arthropoda; Insecta; Hymenoptera; Colletidae
Exons: 2
Coding region: 1-795 (264 amino acids)
Source: RefSeq, a predicted model, not a curated record
AUGCUCGAAAAAUUGUGCUUGUUCGCGGCGAUUCUCUCGCAACAACGAUAUUCUAUAUUCACCAAGAGACUUUCGGCAAUGUUCGUUAGAAAUCGCUCGAGAUGUUACACGGAUGUGUGGAAACCUCUGACUGAUCAGCCAUGGUCUUCCGCUUGUUAUGUAUGCGUUUUCUAUUCAUAUACGUAUUUUAAAAUAAACAUUAUCGAUACUCGCAGAAUCUCGCUAUUCUUCUCGACCACGUUUUUAUCGUGGAAUACGCCACGGACCGUGGCUCGUUUCGCGUCCAAUCCAAGUUGGCCAAACUUUCGCUACAUUCGAUAUUCUUUUAUCCAUUUGAAAUUCUUAAUCCAAAGAUUCCAACAUUUCAGUUACAAACUUGGAUCGAUCGCCGGCAUGAAUCCCAUAAAAUUACGAUUUUAUACAGAAAGAUACGAAAAAGAGAAGAAAUACCACCGGAUACAAGAAAAGUUUGUGGCCAUCGCGCGAACGAAGGCUCUGACGGGCAAGUUUUACGCGAAACACGACGUGAUCCCGGCGUCCGAGGUUCGACAAGAGUACGUCGAUCUAAUUACGAAGCGGUUCGUCUCGACCCCUAAGGACAUUUACUCGUUCCGACCACCAACCGUCAACAUGGAAUAUGGCUGGUUUUCGGAACCACUGAUACCUAGAACUAUGGAUCCGAGGCUACAGUUUCCAAGAAAAGAAACGGAUUUUAUCGCCAACGAACUUCGGAUUCGUCACGUUCAGAGAGGUCUACCGGUGGACAAGUUUAUCGGGAUACCGUUCAUAGUUUAA